AAUUUUUUUCGCGGGUUACACCUACGUUGUCCUGUUUGUACUUUUGAAAAUCAGUAGUAAAUUCUAGCUUCAGUAUUGGAGAACGCAAAUAAGUGUAAGCAAGGUGGUUAUGUUCAAACAUAAAUGGAGACAAUUGAGGUCGUUGGGUCAGAAUCGUAACCAUCACUUGCGGGUAGAACUGGUUCAUAGCUUUCACAGCAAUCUGAGUUCAAUAUCUUCGAUCUAUGAAUUGAAUAGACAUCUUAAUGUGUUAUCAAAAUCAGGCCAAACUGAUGAAGCACGCCAACUGUUCGACGCAAUGUCUGAACGGGACGAGUUCAGCUGGAACACGAUGGUUGCUGGUUAUGCGCACUCGGGCAGAUUAUUUGAAGCUAAACAACUGUUUGGUGUGGUUCCCAGGAAGAGUUCUAUCACUUGGUCGUCGCUCAUUUCUGGGUAUUGCAGAUGUGGGAGCGAAGCUGAAGCUUUCCAGUUGUUUUGUCAAAUGCAGUAUGAGGGGCAGAAGCCCAGUCAGUUCACUCUGGGCAGUCUUCUCACCAUGUGUGCUUCAAAUGCUUUGCUAUCAAGAGGGGAACAGAUUCAUGGCUAUGCCAUAAAAACCCUGUUUGACAAGAACGGGUUUGUUAACACUGGUCUUGUUGACAUGUAUGCCAAGUGCAACCGCAUUUUGCAAGCACAGUGUCUUUUUGAAGCUGCUUCUGAUCGACAAAGUCAUAUUUUAUGGACUGCCAUGGUUACUGGGUAUGCUCAAAAUAAUGAUGGACUUAAUGCGAUCAAGUGUUUCCAAGACAUGAAAGCUGAAGGGGUUGAGCCCAACCAGUUUACUUUUCCAAGUGUGUUGACAGCAUGUGCUGCAGUUCCAGCUUCCAAUUUUGGGGCACAGGUGCAUGGUUGCAUAAUUCGUUCUGGUUUUGAGGCUAAUGUGUUUGUUGAGAGUGCUUUGGUUGAUAUGUAUGCAAAAUGUGGAGACUUGAAAAGUGCUAGAAUAGCAUUAGAGACCAUGGAAGUUGAUGAUGUUGUUUCUUGGAACUCCAUGAUAGUUGGAUGUGUGAGGCAAGGAUUUGAAGAGGAAGCCUUGUUAUUGUUCAAGAAAAUGCAUGCGAGAGGUAUGGAUCUUGAUGAUUUCACAUACCCAUCUGUUCUAAAUUCUUAUGCUUCCACAGGGGAUAUGGGAAAUGCAAAAUCUGUUCAUUGCUUGAUUGUCAAAACUGGAUUUGAGCCUUACAUGCUUGUAAGCAAUGCUCUGGUUGACAUGUAUGCAAAGGGGGCAGACUUGCUUUCUGCAUUUAAGGUUUUUAACAGUAUGAUAGGCAGAGAUGUGAUAUCGUGGACAUCUCUGGUUACUGGCCUUGCACAUAACAACUCCCAUGAAGAAGCAAUCAAGCUGUUCUGUGAAAUGAGACUUGCAGGAAUCAGUCCUGAUCAAAUUGUUACAGCCAGUAUCUUGAGUGCCUGUGCAGAAUUGACAGUUCUGCAAUUUGGGCAACAAGUUCAUGCCAAUUUUAUAAAAUCUGGCCUUAAGUCAACCUUAUCGGUGGAUAAUUCCCUUGUAGCAAUGUAUGCAAAAUGUGGCUGCAUAGAAGAUGCCAACAGAGUUUUUAACUCGAUGACAAUUAGAGAUGUUAUUACUUGGACUGCUCUAAUUGUUGGCUAUGCUCAAAAUGGCAAAGGAAAGGAUUCUCUAGCAGUGUACCAUAAGAUGAUAGCAAGAGGCACCAAGCCCGAUUUUAUUACUUUUAUUGGCUUACUAUUUGCUUGCAGCCAUGCUGGCCUAGUAGAUCAGGGGCUCCACUACUUCGAAUCCAUGGAUAAAGUUUAUGGGAUAAAGCCAGGUCCUGACCACUAUGCAUGUAUGAUUGAUCUUCUGGGGCGCUCUGGAAAGAUGGAAGAGGCUAAGAAAUUACUGAAUCAAAUGGAUGUGGAACCUGAUGCCACUGUGUGGAAGGCAUUGCUUGGGGCAUGCAGAGUCCAUAGAAAUCUAGAACUGGCUGAGAGGGCAGCUAGGGCCCUCUUUGAAUUGGAGCCCCAAAAUGCAAUGCCUUAUGUCAUGUUAUCUAAUAUCUAUUCUGCAGCUGGUUUUUGGGAGAAUGCUUCUGGGAUAAGAAGAUUAAUGAAAGAGAGAGGGAUCAGUAAGGAGCCUGGCUGUAGUUGGAUUGAGACUAACAGCAACGUGCACACCUUUAUGUCUGAAGAUAGAAACCACCCAAUGACAGACCAGAUCUAUUCCAAAAUUGAUGAGAUUAUGAUAAAGAUCAAGGCGGCUGGUUACGUACCAGACUUGAAUUUUGCACUCCACGAUGUUGAUGAAGAGGUUAGGGAGCUUGGUCUUGCUUAUCACAGUGAGAAGUUGGCUGUUGCUUUUGGGCUUGUCCUUCUGCCACAGGGAGCACCGAUACGGAUUUACAAGAACCUUCGUGUUUGUGGGGAUUGCCACACUGCUAUGAAGUUCAUAUCUAGAGUUUUUCAUUGUCGUAUUAUUUUAAGGGAUUCAAAUUGUUUUCACCAUUUCAAAGAAGGAACGUGUUCAUGUGGAGAUUAUUGGUAAAAAGUUUUCUUCACAUCUUUGGCCUCAGGGAAUUCAGACAUUAGAUUUUAGAUGGUUUGUCAUCAGAGAAACUUUGUGACUUCAUCCCCGACUGAGGUGACAGCCAAAGCUCAUCCUCUCAAGAAGAGGAACCGAGGAGAAACAGAAAAAAGUGUAACUGAUCCCUGUAUUUUUCUUCAUGAACAUAAGUACAUUGCAUAUAGUUGUGCUUUUCACACAUUUUCUCACGGUUCUAUCUAGAUAUAGUAUACACCUCAAAUCCUUAAAUCUCUACACCAACUUUUUUGUCUCCGUAUCCUUUACACAGGAAGGAAUUGAAUUUGAAUCUUGAGUGUCUGGAUCUUUGCUGGAACCAAGGGCAACCAAGUGAAGAGACGAUACAAUGCAGCUCCAGUGAAGGUAACUUUGUUGUCCUUAAUAUCUUUUUAUGGAAGAAGCUUGAAUUCUCUUGUUCUUUUUUAUCUUUACUGGAAGUGAAGGCAGCCAAGUGAAGCUAUGAUACAAAUGCAGCUCCAGGUGAAGGUAUCUUUGUUAUCAUCAAUAUCUCAUGUUUCUACUGUAAUCUUGGGUAUUUGGAUCUCUUAAACACCAAAAUCUCCGCACCCCUCCUUUUGAAAUUACAGAUAGAAACAAGAACAUUUAAAUUCUUUCUUCAGUCCACCAAGGGAAAAAUUUGAAUGGGUGAUUUUUGAAUUCUUGGAGUCAAGACUUAUCAUGUGAACUGACUUGCAUGAGUGGACAUCCACACACCACGGAGGGAUGAGGCCAGGGACGGAUCCGGGAAUUUAGAACGCUAACGUGAAGGUAGAAAAAGAAAAUGGGAAGACAAGGGCUGGUCUGUGGCCUCCUCUUCUCUUUACGCAGGGGCUGAUUUGUGGCUUAAAUAAUUAAUUUACAUGUAUAUAUUUACGCAAGGGCUGGGGCUGGCACAUUCAUGCAGUUGUUAACCCAUUGUAGUGAGAUGAAAACUUGACAUGUCAUUGUUGUUUCACGAUUUGCAGUUCACAAGGGGGCCUCCAGCAUUGUUGCUGUUAUCCGUGAAACUUUUGACGUCCUCAAGAGGCAGCAUGUUGCAGUUGCUGCACAUGUGAAUAUGGUCACUGCAGAUUCAUCAUGUUGCCAAAUUUGGGGAGUUGGAAGAACCGUUGAUGUUUCUCACUAAUGCCACCUUUUGCCGGUGUUCAUUCAAUAUGCUGUCUUGGACGGACGGGGAAGAUUCCAAUUUGCAGCCUCUUUGGCAUUUGUAGGAAAUAUUCCUCCAUUUUAUUUCCCGCUAUUUUCUUGCAGUUUUUUCCCAACUUGUCGUGGAGGGAAUUGAAAAUUCCAAUGUGGUUUGAAUUGCAAUGGAAGAAAAAGAAACCCUUCUCUACACAAUCCCCACCCCCACGUGUUGCCCAAUUUUGUUCCAGAUAAUUUGUAAGUCAAACUAGGGUUUGCAAAGUAGCCGAGCCAAUUUAUAUUUAGAGUUUUUAAUUGUCUUAUCUAACAUACAUUGUUUACGCUUUUUUUCUGUAUUUUUUACCAAGAGCAA
Molecule: messenger RNA, 4076 nt
Organism: Diospyros lotus (date-plum)
Lineage: Eukaryota; Viridiplantae; Streptophyta; Magnoliopsida; Ericales; Ebenaceae
Product: pentatricopeptide repeat-containing protein At2g03880, mitochondrial
Exons: 2
Coding region: 110-2545 (811 amino acids)
Biological process (GO): RNA modification
Molecular function (GO): RNA binding; zinc ion binding; protein binding
Source: RefSeq, a predicted model, not a curated record